AUGGUUCUUUUCAUCAUUCUAGUGAUAGCUAUUGCUAUUGUAGCCUAUUAUUACUACCCACCAAAUCCACAGAUACAAGCUCCAGUUGGGACAUCUCAGAUAGUUCCAGAAGUUGAACCUGUGGAUCCGUCUUUCAAAUGGCAUGAAGCAGAACCAUAUAAAUUACGCCCAUUUGUGGGAAAGAAAAAUUUUCGUCCGUCCAUGUCUGUGCAUAACAUCUCUAAUAAGCGGGAGAAUCUCUUCCUCAUUGAGAAGACGUACUUGGAAAUCACAAACCACAGACGCCAGGUUGCGAAUGAUUAUUCUGACAAGAUUAUUCACUGCAACCCAAACACCAGAUCCGUGGAGGCAGUACGAGAGUUUUAUGACAUGACCAUUAAAUUUCUCUGCGAAAGAUAUCCUCAGUAUUUCAAGAUCGACGAGGAGAAAAAUAGUGUAUUCAACCUUAUCAACAAUGAUACUCUUCCUCUCACAUCUGUUCAGGAGGAUCCAAGAACACUCAUUACGAUUUUAACGGGAAACAUCGAGGAAGAUUUCCUAAUUUUGCUCAAGGAUGACCCUAAGGACCACAGUCAAGAGUAUAUUCUUAGAGCAAGCUUGACUGGUACUCCUGCGGGAUUUGAUCCCUCAGUCAAUUUUGAUAAACCAGUUUCGUUCAUUCACGUCCCAGUUCCUCAGUAUCAAGAGCGGUUGGAAUCACCAAUGGCUCGUUUCUUUAAUAGAUUGGAGCCUAAGGACUUGUGGCAGAGAGGAAACUGGUCAGUUCAAACCAAUAAUGUUUUAUUCAAAUUAGACAGCCAUCACGGGAGGGAAGGCGACGAAACCAAAGAAUUGAGUAUGGACGAGAUUGACUUCGAUAAUGCUUGCUUUAUGCGAUGUGAGAGACAAGUAUUCACCAGAUUGCCAAAAUCAAGAGCGGUAAUUAUGCUAGUGAGAACCUACUUGACACCUAUCAAACAAAUUCGUGAAGAGGGCUUAGGAGAAAUCAUGGCAAAUGCAAUCGAGUCAUUGCCUGCGGACUUGGCAUUUUACAAGAGAAGACAAGCCUGGGGAAACGCAGUUAAGCAGUAUUUGAGAAUGCCAUAG
This is a messenger RNA of Sungouiella intermedia, 1086 nucleotides long. The record is from the annotation of a GenBank genome assembly. NCBI's taxonomy places the organism in Eukaryota, Fungi, Ascomycota, Pichiomycetes, Serinales, Metschnikowiaceae.